Messenger RNA from Hibiscus syriacus, 837 nucleotides. RefSeq names its product lysosomal Pro-X carboxypeptidase-like. Bases 28 to 837 code for a protein of 269 amino acids. The record is from RefSeq and is a predicted model, not a curated record. Gene Ontology annotation, biological process: proteolysis. The transcript is spliced from 4 exons. Gene Ontology annotation, molecular function: dipeptidyl-peptidase activity; serine-type exopeptidase activity. NCBI's taxonomy places the organism in Eukaryota, Viridiplantae, Streptophyta, Magnoliopsida, Malvales, Malvaceae.
GUUGGCAGCCAAAAACCAGCAGCAGCAAUGGCACCUUGCCAAUCUCUUCUCUUUCUAUUCAUCAUCUCUCUUUAUGUAACACUAACAGCACCAGCCAAUUCAUUGCCAGCAUUUUUCCCUCCACCUGCUGCGUAUCAGUCUCUGAUCAAACAAGCCAAGGCUCCUAAACCAAAUCUUCCAUUCAAGACUCAUUACUUCCCUCAAACUUUAGACCAUUUUACUUUCCAUCCCAAGAGCUAUAAAAUUUUCAACCAAAAGUACCUAAUUAACACUCAGUACUGGCACAAAGGGGCUCCUAUCUUUGUCUACACUGGAAAUGAAGGGCAUAUCGACUGGUUUGCUGCUAACACUGGGUUCAUGCUUGACAUUGCUCCCAAGUUCAAAGAUCUCAUUGUAUUCAUUGAACAUAGAUUUUAUGGGGAGUCGAUGCCAUUUGGGAAAGACUCGUACAAGUCAGCAAAGACCUUGGGGUACUUAACUUCACAGGAAGCCUUGGGUGAUUUCGCUGUUCUGAUAAGGAGCUUGAAGCAGAAUCUGUCAUCUGAAACAUCCCCAGUAGUGGUCUUUGGUGGGUCUUAUGGAGGAAUGCUGGCAGCAUGGUUUAGGCUUAAAUACCCUCAUAUAGCAAUUGGUGCAUUGGCUUCUUCAGCCCCUAUAUUACAGUUUGAUAAGAUAAUCCCAUGGUCGAGCUUCUAUGAUGCUGUUUCCCAGGAUUUCAUGGAUGUAAGCCAAAAUUGCUAUGAAGUGAUAAAGGGGAGCUGGGCAGAACUGGAGACAAUUUCGACUCAGAAAGAAGGCUUGGCUGAACUAAGCAAAGCUUUCAGAACCUGCAAGUGA